CGACUCAGUUGCUGCGCUGCACAGUCCGUACUCGGUAGAAGAAAAUCAUCAAAUGGCGUGAUAUCAUUACAUGCAAAGGAAACGGUGCGUUGUAGUCGUUCGUGAUUCCCUCUAGUCUACACAGAUUUUAGUAAAAUCAUACCAAAUUCUCUCGUCAAUCUCCACCAUCUCCAUCAUCGGUAUAUCUCAACGGUCAUCCUCGCCGAUCACUAAAAAUGGUGCUGGUAUCUGCUGCACGUGAUUACAUAAACCGAUUGUUGCAGGACAUCUCCGGCAUGAAGGUUCUCAUUCUCGAUUCCCAAACGGUUAGCAUUGUAAGUGUUGUGUAUUCACAAACAGAGUUACUUCAAAAGGAAGUGUUUUUGGUAGAGUUGGUAGAUUCUAUAUGGAAGUCGAAAGAACCAAUGUCACAUCUUAAAGCAGUCUACUUCCUUCGCCCAACGUCGGAGAAUAUUCAGCAUUUGCGGCGUCAGCUGGCUAAUCCUAGAUUCGGAGAGAGUCAUUUAUUUUUCUCCAACAUUUUGAAUGAUACUCAGAUUCAUAUCCUAGCUGAUUCGGAUGAACAAGAAGUUGUGCAGCAAGUGCAGGAGUAUUAUGGAGACUUUGUUGCUAUUGAUCCUUAUCACUUCACUUUGAACAUCCCUUCAAAUCACAUGUAUAUGCUCCCAGCCGUUGUAGAUCCUCCAGGUUUGCAGCACUUCUGUGAUAGGGUUGUUGAUGGUAUAGCAGCAGUCUUUUUGGCAUUGAAACGGAGACCUGUUAUUCGAUAUCAAAGGACCUCUGAUAUUGCAAAAAGGGUAGCACAGGAAACAUCAAAGCUGAUGUACCAGCAGGAAAGUGGCCUUUUCGAUUUCAGACGUACAGAAAUUUCUCCUCUGUUGCUUGUAAUUGAUCGAAGGGAUGACCCCGUUACACCAUUACUAAACCAAUGGACAUAUCAGGCUAUGGUUCAUGAAUUGAUAGGUAUUCAUGAUAACAAGGUGGACUUGAGUAGCAUCAGCAAAUUACCAAAAGAUCAGCAGGAGGUUGUAUUGUCAUCAGAGCAAGAUGCCUUCUUCAGAGCUAAUAUGUACGAGAACUUUGGAGAUAUUGGAAUGAACAUCAAGAAGAUGGUGGAUGAUUUUCAGCAAGUUGCAAAAAGUAACCAAAAUAUCCAAACAAUAGAAGACAUGGCGAAGUUUGUUGACAAUUACCCUGAGUACAGAAAAAUGCAUGGCAAUGUUUCAAAGCAUGUGACAUUGGUCACAGAAAUGAGCAAGAUAGUUGAAGAGCGAAGGCUCAUGUUAGUUUCAGAAAUGGAACAGGAUUUGGCUUGCAAUAGUGGGCAAGUGGCUGCAUUUGAGGCAGUGACAAAUCUUCUAAACAAUGAAAAUGUUUCUGAUAUUGACUGUCUACGCUUGGUGAUGUUAUAUGCAUUGCACUAUGAGAAGGAGAGCCCUGUUCAGUUGAUGCAGCUUUUUAACAAACUGGCUUCUCGAUCUCCCAAGUACAAGCCUGGGCUAGUCCAAUUCCUCCUGAAGCAAGCAGGUGUGGAUAAGCGAACCGGUGAUCUUUAUGGGAACCGAGAUCUUCUAAAUAUUGCUCGUAACAUGGCUCGUGGUCUGAAGGGGGUUGAAAAUGUAUACAUCCAACAUCAGCCUCUUCUGUUCCAAACUAUGGAAAGCAUAAUCAAGGGGAGAUUGAGAGAUGUGGACUAUCCAUUUGUUGGUAAUCACUUUCAACAGGGGAGGCCGCAAGAUGUGGUUAUUUUCAUUGUUGGUGGAACAACAUACGAGGAGUCACGCUCUGUUGCUCUUCAAAAUGCCAGCAUUUCUGGAAUUCGUUUUAUACUUGGUGGUUCCGCAGUUCUCAAUUCUAAGAGGUUCCUGAAGGACCUGGAAGAAGCUCAGAGAAUAGCAAAAUCCAGCACCAAUGUCGUUUGAAGUGAAAUAACUAUCUGUAGCUGUUUGAGAGCCAUGUAAAUAAUUGGAUGCGGCUUUACAAGGUGAUUAUGUUUUGAUGACUCAAAGUCGAGAAUUUGUCUGUAGAUUGCAGCAGCUGCCGUCAUAUGCCAGAUAUCACUGCAUCGGGCGUUAAAUGAAUUGAAAUAUUUCAUUCCCUGGCAUGAGAGUGGAAAAGUGAAGAAUUCCAAAAGCCCUUAGCCCUGUUAAAGUCAUGUUAAAGGAUGUUCUCACCUCACCUUUCCCGAACUCUCAACAGAAAACUCAACUGACAGCUUCAUCACAAUUUUUUUGUUUUGUUCAUUGAGCCAGUCAGCCAGAUAUCUUUGAGUGCUUGGAUCGAUCACAUUUCAUAUACGAUAAGAGGAACCUGGUGUUUUUCUA
This is a messenger RNA of Populus nigra (black poplar), 2324 nucleotides long. Its product is annotated as vacuolar protein sorting-associated protein 45 homolog. The transcript has 13 exons. Gene Ontology annotation, biological process: vesicle-mediated transport; intracellular protein transport. The record is from RefSeq and is a predicted model, not a curated record. Bases 216 to 1922 code for a protein of 568 amino acids. Lineage: Eukaryota; Viridiplantae; Streptophyta; Magnoliopsida; Malpighiales; Salicaceae. Gene Ontology annotation, cellular component: Golgi membrane.